Molecule: messenger RNA, 3027 nt
Organism: Topomyia yanbarensis
Lineage: Eukaryota; Metazoa; Arthropoda; Insecta; Diptera; Culicidae
Product: cytochrome P450 4C1-like
Exons: 10
Coding region: 79-3027 (982 amino acids)
Molecular function (GO): heme binding; iron ion binding; monooxygenase activity
Source: RefSeq, a predicted model, not a curated record
AAACUUUCCCGACCAGUCUAAGAAACGAGUCUAGAUCGAACGGCGUUCGGUACUUGCGAAGGGCUUUGCGGGUGAUUCAUGACGGAAAUGAUUGUGGUGUUGAUCGCGUUAGUGAUUGUGUUCGUUGUAGCAAAAUAUGUCAAGUACAGACAGGCCAUUUCCUUUACGAAAGAGCUACCGACAGUUGAGCCGUGCUAUCCGAUUAUCGGCAAUGGAUUGAUGUUUCUUGGGAAAAGUGAUGAAGAGCGGUUUCAAAAUUUCGCUAGUGCCUUAAGUCAUCCCGCAAAGUUGUUUCAACUGUGGCUCGGAGUAGUGCCGAUGAUUUGCACAAAUGAUCCUAGUAUGGCGCAGAAAAUUUUGAACCAUCCGGAUUGUCAAGAGAAACCGUACUUUUACGAUUUCUUCAAGUUGGACUAUGGACUGUUCUCGGCCCGCUAUCACGUUUGGAAAAGCCAACGGAAGGCACUGAACCCAACAUUCAAUCAGAAAAUUUUGAACGAAUUUAUUCCAAUUUUUGACAAGUGUGCACAGAACACGGUUAACAAUCUAUACAAAUGUCCGGAGGGUAAACCGUUUCUAAUCGCACCUUACAUGUUGGGCUGUGCACUGGAAAUGGUUUGUGCAACCACUUUCGGAGUGGAUAUUACCAAGAAUACGGAAGCGGAUACGUUUAUGAAACUAAUUUCAAAGAUUUUCCAUCUGGCUUCGAAGAGGAUUCUCAGUCUUCAUUUCCAUUCGGAGAUGAUCUAUCGGUUGUCUAAAGACUACAGAGAUGAUGUUAAACUGAGGAAGGAGGCAUAUCGGAUAGCUAACCAAAUAAUUCAGGAUGCCGUCAAUCGCAGAGCUAAUCAAUCAUCAAACUCGGAAAACAGUGACACUGAAAGCGAUGGUUACCGCAAAGCACAAAUUUUUGUCGAUCAGCUGCUAGAUUCCCAGGACGGUAGGAAAUUCGAAGACAUCGAGAUUAUCCACAACGUGUAUACGAUGAUCGUAGCGGGCAGCGACACAACCGGAACGGAGAUGAGCUAUGUCGCGCUGUUGCUUGCAAUGCACCCUGACAUGCAGGAGAAAGUGUACAACGAAAUAAUGGAUGUGUUUCCAUCCAGUUCGAGUAUGGUGUUCACUCCCGAAACUCUGCGACAAUUGCAAUACACCGAAAUGUUUCUGAAGGAAUGUUUGCGGUACCUUCCAGUUGGUCCACACAUCAUGAGGAAACCGAUGAAGGAUGUGGAUCUGGAUGGAGUGGUGAUACCCAUGGGAACUAUUCUAUGUGUCAGCAUAUACAACGUCCAUCGACGGAAGGAUGUCUGGGGUCCGAAUGCCGAUAAGUUUGAUCCGGAACAUUUCUCGCUGGAGCAAAAUGAAGGACGUCAUCCGUUUGCGUUUCUACCGUUCAGCGGGGGCAAUCGGAAUUGCAUUGGUUCUCGCUACGCCAUGAUCAGCAUGAAGAUUACAUUGGUUCACAUACUGAGGAAUUUUAGACUAAAGACCAAUGGGAGACUCGAAGACUUGCGGUACCAAUUUGAAUCCCUGCUGAAGCUCUCUAAUGAACCGGGAAUAUCUCUAGAGCAUCGUUCUAGUGGGGUUUCUUCAACUUCUACUACUUCCGUAAAACUAUUAGCUGAAAUACCCGGACCACGAUGCUACCCGCUGAUAGGCAACUCAUACUUAUUUUUCGGAAAAAAUCAACGCGAUACUUUUGAGAUCGUCUGUAAACAUUUUUCCCAAUUCCCAACAAGCUUCAAGUACGAUUUGGGCCCGAGGAGACUGAUCUGCUUAUCCGAUCCUGAUCUUGUCCAGCAAGCACUAACCAACGCAGACUGCCAGAAUAAACCGUACAUGUACAAGUUCCUUGCCGUUGACAACGGGCUGAUAGCGGCGUCCUACGCAGACUGGAAGCUUCCCAGAAAGCUGCUUAAUCCCGCCUUCAAUCAGAAGAUACUUGUCGGAUUCGUACCCAUAUUCGAGCAGUGCUCGAGACCAAUGAUUCAACGGAUGUCCGUUCACGACCGAGGGGCUGAAUUUGACGUAUACCAGUACGCUUCCCGCUGUACAAUGGAAAUGAUCUGUCAAAGUUCACUCGGGAGUGAUGCGGCUGUUCAGCCUCGAACACUGGAGUUCUGUUCGCAUCUGGAAGAGUUGUUGGCUUUACUCGCUCAACGAUGGUUUCAUCCGUUAUUACAUAACGAUUUAGUGUAUAGUUUGACGGCUAUGUUUCGCCGAGAGCACGGACUGAGGAAGAAAAUGCGUAGCUCCAUUGAACCGGUAAUCGCUGAAAAACGUGAACAAAUGAGGCGGAAGAAAAAUGCUACAAUUGAUUGUUGUGAGAAGGAAUUCAAUCGGAAACCAAUGAUUUUUGUGGAUCAGCUUCUGUCUAUGGAACGAGAUGGACAGGAACUGAGUUUGAAGGAGAUCGAAAAUCAUAUUGAUACAAUAAUAGCUGCGGGCAACGAAACGUCCGCCUUGCAAACGUCCUACACCUUGCUACUACUCGCCAUGCACCCCGAAGUGCAGCAAAAAGUUUUCAAUGAAAUUCAGGAAAUCUACAAAUCCUCCAACGGGAAGCUAUCGUACGAAUCGCUUCAGCAUCAACGCUACCUAGAGCUAGUAAUCAAAGAAUCGAUGCGCCUAUUUCCGGUGGCCCCGAUCAUAGGUCGUGAAACUAUACAUCCCGUCCAGCUGGGAGAUACAGUGGUCCCAGCCGGCAUUACCUUGCUGAUGAACAUCUUCGUCCUUCAUCGUCGUGCGGAUCUCUGGGGAACGAAUGCGGAUCGCUUCGAUCCGGAUAGGUUCCAAGAAGAGAACUCAACAGGGCGGCAUCCCUACAGUUACUUACCGUUUGGCGGUGGACCUCGGAUAUGCAUUGGCUACCGAUAUGCGAUGCUUUCCAUGAAGUCGAUGAUAACGCAGGUGGUCAGAGAAUAUCGACUGGAAACAAGGAUGCGCCUGGAAGAUAUUCGGCCUUCGCAUGAAAUUACUUUAAAACUGCCAGAAGGGAUUCUGAUUAGUGUUGCAAAACGGGAAUAG